Molecule: messenger RNA, 291 nt
Organism: Dentiscutata erythropus
Lineage: Eukaryota; Fungi; Glomeromycota; Glomeromycetes; Diversisporales; Gigasporaceae
Source: the annotation of a GenBank genome assembly
AUGGAACCUCCAAUUGUUUAUUAUCCUCGUUCGGAAUAUAUUGAAACUGAUACAGGCAACAAAGUGAGCCGUAAGUCUGUAAUUUGUGGGAGUCAAAAUAUUAUUCUUGGGGGAAAGACCAUAAUUCAGACUGACUGUGUAAUUCGUGGUGAUUUGAGACGUACUGGUGGUGGUCACGCAGUAGUCGUAGCUAUCGGAAGAUACUGUCUUUUGGCAAAAGGGUGUAUUAUUAGACCUCCGUACAAAACCUACAAAGGGUAUGAAAAUUUUUAUCUCUCUAAUUUAGUGUAA